ACUCAUACGCAUGUUAUUUACUAUGUUGUGUAUUUGUCACACAUUUGUCAGUGGCAAGAAGAAAUUACACCUUUUAUGGAGAAUGAACUGAUUUUUAAUAAUGUCAGAGGUGUUUCUGUGUGCGCAAUUAAGUAAAUAAAGUACAGCUGUUGUGGUGAAAAGACAUUGAAAUAUUUAUUAAAAUGACUGGAAGUUUGACAGUGGUUUAGACUAGUGUUUUUAAUGAAAAUACCUUAAUUGAUGCUUACAGUAGAAAUAGGUUCACCAUGAGUUCUAGGGAGAAAGAAUAUGGAAUAUUUAUAAAAAAUGAUUUGCUUAAAGACCUGCCUAAAGGGCUACAACCAAGAACUGUCCUUCUUGGCCAAAUUGUCAUUAUAGAUGGAAGAAUAGGUGACCGAAUGCUAGCUAUAAGGUUCUUGAAAGACUUUGAUAAUUGGGAAACAAUAACCUAUUCAUGUUGUGAAGACAACAUCGUGAGAAUCAGUGAGAAGUUAUGCCCUUUUAUUGCUUCUGUGAGUUCGCCACAAGAAAGAGUGAAAUUAGCCAAAAAUAGGAAUCUCUGCGAAGCACUACAAAGAGUCUGUACUGAUAUGGUAGUUGGUUUUACUGAUUUCAAUGACAUUCAACUAGGGAAAGUGAAGUUCAUAGGGUUGGUGAAGGGAAUUGGCUAUGGCUAUGGGAUUGAGUUACAUGAAAAGAGGAAAGACAACCUAUGCAACGGUCAGUGUGCAGGAAUCCAGUACUUCAAAUGCAAUCCCGGCUACGCGGUCUUUACGACCAUAGAAAGAGUGAGACCUUUAAACAUGAGUAGCGCCAUCUGCAACGGCACACCUUCGGCUCCCCCGCCCCAAUCCGACUUGGACAUUUUGGUCGAGAAGAACUUGUACAGCAUGACGAACGGCAUGAACGAAGAAAAGCCUAAAUACGAGGAGAUAGUGACGAAAUACGGCGAAUAUCCAACGAAGAAGUUCGCUACGAAUAAACAUACCAACAGCAACAAUACCUACUUAAGAAGUUCCCUGUCCCUUCAGAACAUGAUGGAUAUCAAUAAUAUUUCGGUUAACACAAACAACGACUUCGAUCAGAACACCGUAAUUCAACCAGAAAAGACGACGCUGAUGAAGAAACCCAAGGACAACACUGAAAUAGAUCUGAUAGAUGUGAUAGGAGGAAAAUGGUCGGGUACCACCGAUAGAAAACAACUGGACGACUUCACGGGAUCGAUGAGGAAACUCGACAAAAACGACAACGUCAAAGAAAAAUAUGUCAAUUAUGUGGAAAACAACACCCUGAGUCGACGCAAUAAGAGUAGCAACCCUUUGCAUCACCUACUGGACGGCAACAGUACGUUGAAGAAGAGUACCGCCAAGUUUUAUACAAAUCAUUUUUCGGAUAUCAAGGACGAGCAUAAAAGUUCGACUCUCAAAAAAAAAAUUAACGAAAGAACAACCGAGCAUGCCAAACCGUCGGCCACGUUCUACAUUAACGAGAAACCUAAGUACGACGAUCCAGCUCCAGGUACUACCAACGAUUUCGUCAUCGGCAGCUUGGUGGAGGUUCUGAACGACGUCAGCGAAAACCCUCUGUACGGAGUCGUCAGGUGGAUGGGAGUUGAGAGCGGUACCAACUUUGUGCUUGUAGGGGUGGAACUAGAAGAGGAACAACUUCAUCUACCGUUAAAUUUAUCAGACGGUGUACACAAAGGAGACAGAUUAUUCAGUUGUGCUGAAAACAGAGCCAUUUUUGUACCCCUAGAUCAGUGUAGGAAAGAUUCUAGAUUCCAGGACACUCCGCCGCCCAGAGUUCACGAGGCUUCCGCUGUAGAACACAAUAUGGAUUGUCCGGUGAUUCCAGGAGCAGUGCCUCCUUUGUGCAUGCCCACCGAAGAAGACGUAGAAGCUGUGUGUGGGAAGUACAGAGGCAUUCAAGGACACCACAAUUCCUGUUAUCUGGACGUGACUUUGUUCGCAAUGUUUACGUACACCUCAGUUUUCGAUAGUAUUUUAUUUAGGCCUAAGAACAUGUGUGAUAUUGAUGACUACGAAGAAGUACAGAGGGUAUUGAGAGAAGAAAUCGUCAACCCUCUUAGGAAAAACCUUUUCGUCAGCGCAGACCACGUGAUGAAGCUGCGUCGACUUUUAGAUAGGCUGAGCAAUAUUUCGGGCUUGACGAGCGAGGAGAAAGACCCGGAAGAAUUUUUAAAUUCCCUUCUGGCUCAAAUUCUCAGAGCCGAACCCUUCCUGAAGCUGAAUUCAGGCCAAGAGACGUUCCAUUAUCAGUUGUUUGUAGAAAAAGACGCUCAACUCACCUUACCUACAGUCCAGCAACUGUUCGAACAGAGUUUCUUGACUAGUAAUAUUAAACUGAAGGAGGUUCCUUCUUGUUUGAUCAUUCAGAUGCCUCGGUUUGGGAAAAACUAUAAGAUGUACCCUAGGAUAUUGCCGUCGCAACUUCUGGACGUGACUGAUGUGAUAGAUGGAUCUCCAAGAACGUGUAUAGUCUGCGGAAAGCUGGCCAGGUACGAAUGCAGAGAAUGCUUCGAUGACUGCAGCAAUGCCGGUCUGGAAAGUACUGCUUUUUGUUCGGAGUGUCUGAAGACGGCCCACAGGCACGAGAAACGGAAAAAUCACAAACCUACGAAGCUGAACGUAUCCAGUGAUUUAUCUUCUGUGCAGGAUCUGUACAGGUGGCCAAGGCUGUUCAUGGAGUUAUUUGCUGUGAUUUGUAUCGAAACGUCGCAUUACGUGACGUUCGUUAAGUGUGGCGUGGGACACGAGGCUCCUUGGUGUUUUUUCGAUUCCAUGGCUGAUAGAUUAGGUGAAAAAAAUGGCUUUAAUAUACCCGAAAUGGUGGCCUGUCCCGACGUGUCGCGAUGGUUAUCAGACGAAACCAUCUGCAAACAACUUCACGAAGAAUAUCCCUCGGACAGGCAUUUGCCCGAGCAUGCGCGUAGACUGUUGUGUGAUGCCUACAUUUGCAUGUACCAAAGUUCAGAUGUGAUGAUGUACAGAUAAAAAGUGUCUAUAUACAUUUCUUGUUUUUCAUUUUUUUAAUUAUGGACAGAUCGAGAGGAUUGAAGCACAUUUGUUAGUAUUGUUCUGAAGCUAUUUCUAUGUGGCAUUUGUGUAAUUUACUAUUCUAAUUGAGAAAUAAGGCACAAUUUAACUUGAAAAAUGAUUUUAUUGACGUUUCGACUUCCACUUCGGAGGUGUGAAAGUCGAACGUCCGAAGUGGAAGUCAAAACGCCAAUAAAAUCAUUUUUCAAGUUAAAUUGUGGCUUAUUUUCCCAAUUAGAAUAGUAAAUUAUAUUUGUUAGGUGACAUUGUUACUGUUUAUGUAUCAAGGACAGGCCUAAUUUUUUGUUUAUGGCAGUUUUCAGUAGUAAUUACACGAGAGCUCUAAAAUUAUCGAUUUGUAUCUCGAGUGACACUUUGACAGUUUUAAUUUCACGACCCUAAGGGGAGUGAAAUUAUGUCGAAAGUGUCACGAGGGCAAAACAAAUCGGUAAUUUUUAAGAGUUCGAGUGUAAUUCGAUAGGAUUAUUUCAUGAAUAAAACGGUUUUUUAAACCAUUUACCCAUAGUGUACUAAACUAAAGUGUACUAAAGUUUAAACCAUAGUGUACUAUUUGACAAGUUGUAAAACAUUAAUUGUUAUUAAUAUGAUUGAAUGUUCAUUUUUGAGUAGCAACGAAGGUCAUCUGACGGUAUAUUUGACGACGGGAAAUUAUCGAAAAAAAAUUCCGCUGUAAUUUUUAUUCUUGUAGGUUUCUAUUGGUCAAAGUCUGUAUGAAUGCAAUAAUCUAGCAAAUAUUUAUUAAAAUAUAUCCAGGUGAUUAGGCAAUUGAGAAAGAAGUUAUCUCAGUGGAAUGAAUACAAAUAUAAUGGAAGUUGAAUAAUUUCUUACUAAAUUACCUAUAUUCAUUUAUGGAAAGACCUAAACCAUGAAACACCUAGAAAUUGUGAAACCUCUGUACUCUGGGUGUUGAGAUUUUGAAGUGGAAGAACUGACAAAAUAGGGGAAAAACUGGAAGAGAAGAGAUUUAAGAUACUAACAGGAAAGGCUUAGCUCAGAAGAACAAAUCAAAUAGAAAGGCGCACAACGUGGGGCUACCAUAACUGGGGAAUUUGUUGCAUCUGCGUGUUUGCUCGAAUAUUCACGAAGGUAAUAGUUCUUCACAAAAUAAAAUGAACGACAAUAUCAGAGAACCAUUUUAUCCAAAAUAAUUAAUCUAUAGGCUUACCUGAAACUAACAUGCAAACUUCAAAACUUCCACCAUAACAGCAUUGCUCAUUGCUUCAUAUACAAAUUAUUGGAUAGUUACUGGCUUUGUCAAUUGGUUACUCCGAAGAUUUAUUGAAACCCUGUUUUUGGAAAUACAUAGUUGAUUUUAUGUAAUUUAUUCGAUGGUAUUCAUUUGUUCCAGAAAUUCGUCCCUCUGAAGGUUUAUUAAGUUUGCAUGUUACUGUUGAGCGAGCUUUGACCUGACUAAUUCAUCGAUCCUCAUCGUAAAUUCGAUUUCCUUUUCACAGUGGACACACAGCGGAGGAAUGUCGUUUCAAAAUCGAUCGCGGGCGUAUCACAAGAAAUUUCUUGAGGGAUAUUAUUAAUUUUAAUUAAAUUAAUUUAAUCAGUGCCUAACCGCUACAAUUGGAGAGAGUAAAAUUGUAGAGACCUAUAUAAUUGAAAGUUGUGUACAGCUUCUGGGAAAGAUGACUUGAAACAGUUAUCAGCAUAGAUGAAAUAUCAGCUAAUACUGAUUUUUGUUAUCUGUUCUUCCAUAUCGUCAAUAUGUGUAAGAAAACAUUUAUUCCUAUCAAACCAACACCGACAUAGUGCUUGAAUCCUUUUGUUCUCAGUACCAAAUUCUCCUAGACCUUAUGUUAUUAUAUUAACACAUAUAUUAACAUUUAUUAAAAUAUGUAAAGAAUUGUGAAAGCUCCGUUAUAAUUAUUUUUUUUCCUUUGGCAUGUCAAUUCCAAAGAAUUAUAAAAGAUAUAUUGAAAAUUUAUUGUUUAAAAUCUACUUCGAUGAAAUUGGUGAAUGUAUUCACAGGUAGAUGUUCCUUUUAACUUGUAGAUAGAUUGAAGGACUCUAAAUCGGGUUUUUUAUAACAAAAUACAAUCUUAUUCAUGAAUUUAAACUCAUAGGCUGAUCACUAGAGAUUUCGAUAGUUUUUUGUACCAAUGAGACGCAUUUUUUGUAGAAGUUUGUCUUUUUACAACACUAAACAUAACCUAACAUCGUCAUUUGACCCAAAUGUUUUGCCUUAGAGCACUCUAGAGGUCUUGAGUUGUUAGGAGCAAAAUCUGAAGAAUACGGUGGAAGACAAGCAGUGUCUUCCUUUAAACACUCCAAUAAAGCCAUAAUAAUCGCUAUUGAUUGUUCUUCCCGUCUUAACUUGUAAAUUAAUGGUCCAAAUGACGUUAAAUUUUGACAAAUGACGUGUGAAUGUCAAUACUUUAUGUAAAUGUAUUUUAUGAUUAUUGGUGACGCCAGUCUUAUAAUGACGCCGUAAACACACAUUAAACACUCCAAUAAAGCCAUAAUAAUCGCUAUUGAUUGUUCUUCCCGUCUUAACUUGUAAAGUAAUGGUCCAAAUGACGUUAAAUUUUGACAAAUGACGUAUGAAUGUCAGUACUUUAUGUAAAUGUAUUUUAUGAUUAUUGGUGACGCCAUCUAUAUGUCAGCCACAGGCUUAUAAUGACGCCGUAAACACAUAAACCGAUUUCAUCGAAGAAGACGAAGAAAACAUACAACAAACUAUAACCAAUAUUAGCACUCUGCGCAAACUUAAAUAAAAUGCCUAAAAAACACUGUUUAUAAACUAAAUUUGUUAUCCUUUUAGAAAAUUUGUUAUGCUAAAAGGAAUUGACAUGUUAAAGUCAAUGAUGACAAUAUAAAAGCUAUGUACCUAUUAUAUAAGUAACUUCUAAAGUAAAUGUUGUACAUGGGUAGUGCAAAUGACUGAAAGGACCAACAGUUUUUUGUUUGAAUGUUUCUCUAUAGUAAAACGAAAAAUCGUGAGAUGAAAGAGUCAAUUUACUCAACAAGGGGAGUUGUUAUACAAUAUAAACAUUUGAUUUAUUAUAAAACAAAACUAUAUGUUUACUAACCUUUUUAACGUUAGUGGUAAAUUCCUUUCAAACUAUACUCAAAUUUUAUUUUUAAACAUCUUAUUUAUUUUAUAUAAUAAUUAAAUUUACUAUCAAAUGAUAUUUAUUUAUAUUUUAUUAAUCAUUUAAUAUUUAGUCUAACUUUGAAGGUCUAUCAGAAGUAAACAGCGUGUGCUUUAUUGAAACGUUAACAGAUGGCGUUAGGAGCAAACAUAAUAAUUUAAAUAUAAUUUGAUUAAUAUAUAAAUAAUCAAUAAAUAAUACAAUUCCUUUAACAAAUUCAGAACACAUAGUAUGAAGCUUCGCGCUAGUCUAUAGUACCACCUUUUUGGAAAAUGGAUAUGUUUAAAUGAAAGAAGUGCAAAAUGUCAGUGAAUAUGUUACACAACAAAUUGUAGAUCUAUAGAAAACAUUCGGUUGAAUGCACUACCCAAAUCUAAAUAUUUAUUUAAAGCUUGUUAGAGUAUUACAACGCGAGAAAUGUAUACCCUAUUCUAAAACAAAGCUAAUCGCAAAUUUAUCUGGAUUUCGUUAAGGGCAUAUCACACAUUUUACUAAUGAUUACUGUUACGUUAUUUUCUAGGGAAAAAAGAUAAGUAAGUUCAUAGAGUGAUCAGCUGUGAUUUGUUAAUUUAUUUGACUAAUUUUACAGUUUUUAUUUUCUACGCAACGCCUAUGAGGGCGAAGAGAUUUAUUUUUGUCUUCUGAGAUCAUGUAUAGAAACUAGAAAUUAUGUUAAGGUGUUCUAUAUACUUUUUUUAUUGAAGUAUUCGGUGUUAGAGCAAAUACAAUUAUAUAUGAUAUGUUAAAAGUAGGUAUUUUAGAAGUCCUCGGCCAUUUCUACUUCUCCCACCACACUGAAAUCACAAAUCACGACCACAAGAUGAAGUCAUCUCUUUUCAACGUUUUUUCAUGCUCUUUUUGAUGCUUGAUAAGUCAAGAGCUGGAAUAGGCGUGGUUUGUGACGUCAGGGGCUUGGCUUAUAUUUUUAGCAUAUUGUGAAAAAUGGAAAUGGUUGGGGCUUCCCAAAAGACACAAUUAUGUCAAAAUUAUUAUUCUUGACUUAAUUUUUUUCAGAUGUUUAUAGUUCAAAGGAAAAUUAGACAGGAUCUUAUUUUGUAUUUUGUUCGCUGUCCAUUUUAUAAAUUUUUUAAUAUUCGAAGUUUUUAUUUCUUAGAUUUCUUGUAUUGAUGGAGGAACAAACUAUUCACAUACUACUUUUAUAUACAUUCAAACUAUUUUUAACCGAUACAUCCGAACAGUAGAUUCAUUCCUAUCUUGGUACGUAAAAUUCUAGCAAUCAUAACAUUUCUUUUGGUUGAUUUCGAGGUGUUUAAGUGUUCUGGAAAUGUGCCAUGGUUUGUUUUUAAGGUUAUGUUAGAUUAGGUAAUUUGCCACUUUAUCUCUACUUGGCGAAACGUUGUGAAAUAUAAUUGAGAACAGCAUGGUAAAUGACAACCAACUAAUAUAGAAAACACAUAAAGCAAGAAAACAAAUAAAAUGUAAAUAAGUGGACAAAACGUAAAAGCAUCACAGACAACAGUGUAAAAUAUCCAACAAAGAUAGAAUUUAAGAUGAUAUUAAGAAAUCCGUUACAUCACAAACCAAUAAAUUGGAGAGAGAGAGAGAGGGGGGGGGGGGGGGAGAUUGGUAUCCAGAAUUCGACAGUAAAAAAAUUUUGAAACACUUUAAUUGGUGUCCUGUCAUUUAUCAAAUUAGUUGAUAAUCGAUGUCAAAUAUCGCUAUACUUUUUAUUAGCUUUAAUAAUCCGGCUGAAAGGACCAAUGUAAAAUAUUUCCACGGAUUCAUACAAAACACAGAUUGUCGAUGAAAUUUAAGAUGUUGACAAUAAUUCAAAACUGACGUUAUCCUAGAAACUUAUUCAAUGCAGUUAUAAAAUUGAAUUGUGGCCAAUGAUCAGCUUUUAGGUAAUUAUUCUUUUCUGCAAACUUUUUGCUUCGAUUUAUUCCUGAUUUUUAGUUUUACAUAUUUUCCACCUUCUCUGUCAAUUUGAUGUGAACAGUUAGUGCUAUACUUUGUUUUUAAACCAAGAGAAGUAAACUAAAAAGACAGAUUCACACCCAAGAAAGUCACUAGAAAUAUCAUCAAAUACAUAUUUUUUGGUUGAUCAUAGGGGACAUCCAUAAACUACGUCGUGGAGAAGAGGGAGGGGGGCUUGCUUAUUUCGACGAAAUACGACAGGGGUGGGGGAUAUGAGUGUAAAUUCGACGUCGUUUAAUAUAUUGGUAUAUUUAAAUUUGUCGCUAUUGUCUCUAUAAAUAUAAUUUUUUACUAGCUUUUACCAGCAUUAAAGUAUCAGAUAUUCAUAUAAAAACGUAUAGUUUUUGAAAUGAAAUUAAAAAUAAAACAAAACGUUUACGAAUAAAUACACCUUCGUUAAAAUUAAAAAGAAUUCUCUUAUAUAUACUUUUAUCGCAUACAUUUCGUUUUUAUCAGUCACAGCCUUAAAAUAAUAUUAGGUAGCUCUUUUGUACAGUACAACAAACAAUAAGACAUUGUUCUUUGGGUUUAAACAAGCGCUUCUAUGUAUACAGAACAACAUCUGGAAGCAAACCAUAUUAAAUUGUUAAUUCAUUUAUGUGCUGCAUACUGUGUGUGAAAAAAUGGUUCUGAAAAAAUGAAUGGAAAUAAAAUAUUGUGUCCUAUUUAGUUAGUAAGUCGUAUUUAUACUUAGAGAAGAUUUAUACGCAAAAUCUUGGUCCAAUGCUAUUUAAAUGCAUUCAUUUUUUUCAAAUACUCAGAAAACUAAUAAAAAUUUUUGAAAAAUUUAAACGCAGAUUGAGAGAUUACAUUAUUACCGAGGGCCAAAAGUUUCUGAAAACAUCUAUAAUGUUUAUUUUAAUAAGUUACAGGGAUAAAAAAAGAUAAUAUUUAGUCUGAUUUUUAAGUUCAAAAAUUUCAUUCAAAAGAAACCUUUUGUUUAUUCUAAGGGACUUUCAGCCCUCGGUAAUAAUGUAAUCUUUCAUUCUGCGUUUAUAUUUUUCAAAUAUAUUUAUUAGUUUUCUCAGGAUUCGAAAAAAGAAUGCAUUUAAAUAGCAUUGGACCAAGAUUUUGCGCCUACCCCCUUAAUUGUUCUUGUUAUGAUACACUCGCAAAUAAAGUUUCAAGGUUGAUUAAAAAAAAACAGAAAUAACAUUGAAUUUUUUUUAAAUCACUGAAAGGAGGGUCGUGAACUGCAAUGACGACGUCGACUAGGGGGGGGGGUUCGUCUGUAAACGACGAAUUACGACGGAGGGGGGGGGUAUUAAAAAGUUCAAAUUUUUUAAUUUUUUACGACGUAGUUUAUGGAUGCCUCCAUAUCGGCCUUUGACGGUAAUCCAUGAAUAUUAUAUUAUACUAAUACGUCACUAAAGAGUUCUAAAAACAAUAGUUUUUUACAUAAAACCAGACUAGAAAUCUAAAAAUUAAAGGAAUAACGCAGAAAAUACAAAAAAAUCGCCGAUAUAACUUUAUUAAUCUAUGAAAUGCCAAUAGUGUCAAAAGUUUUAUAAAUGUGAUUAGUGUCAAAAUUUGAUAACAGUGGAGUAAACUUGCCUGAGGUUGGACCAAUUACAAACAAGCUUUACGCGGGAAAUUUGAAUUACUUAUCUUCUUUUAAAAACAGAUUAUAGUACUUUUUGUAUUCGAUUUAAUUUUACUCCAACUUCACGGAAGAAGUAACUAAAAUAUAUACUCUGAAAAAAUAAAGUCUACACUCUUCUUUACAGCUGUACUUGAUGGAUAUCAUAUUUAGGCGCUGAGUAGCGAUGGAGUAUUUUUUUAUUUUUUCUAAAACUAUUUAUAAAUAAAGUAUAUAGAUUGUUUUGUUUACGAAUAUGUUUUACAAUUGUAUAAUAAUAUUUAAGACGUUUAUUACUGUUGAUAUUCGAAAGAUGAAAGUCAGUAUUUUAAUUGUUAAUAACAUUUAAUAGGCCGAGAGCCAGCGACAGUCAAAUUAUUACUCUUUAUAGUAUGGUACUAAGGGUGCUGUAUAUGAGGGUAGGAUUCAAUAAGUGAUUUUCAAUACUAUUGUAUUGGGUAUGGGUAAUAGGCUAAUAUUGUAUAACGAUUUUUCCUUGCAAUUGAUCACAAGUAAUAGACGGAGAGGCAGCUCUGAAAAGUCUCUUUGAAUUUACUAAAGCUAAAUUUUUCACAGUUGAUUACUGUGAUUGUGUAGAGAAACAUACUGCGGUCGGUCAAGCGAAACGUAGAAGAGGGGUUACUGAGAGGGUAUCAAAGUUGCUUUCCUACGAAGGUAAUUAAAUCCAUUUACUAAGGCUGAAAAUCAGUACACACAUUCUAAAUUAAAUAUAAAUCAAAGUUAUUAUAGUCGGUCAGCUGUAUGACGGGACAGAGCCGGUCGGUCGGCCCCAGUGAAUGUACAGGGUUAUUCGGUUAUUCACUAUAUUUUGACCCCCUUGUAAACUGCUUUAUUUACAGAAUUAGAAAAAAAUGUAAAAUACAAAAGUUAUUCGAUUUUUAAAUUACGAUUUUUUGACAUAUAUAUGAUGACGUAAUCGACUAUUUUUUUAAAUGAGAAUAGGGGUCGCGUGCUAGCUCAUUUUAAAGGUUAUACAAUUCUCUAUACAGUACUAUAAAAAUUAAGAUCAUUAUUUAUACAGGGUGUCCAAAAAUAGUUUGAAUUAUUAAUUAAACAAUUAAUUUAAUUAAAAAAAAAUUUUUGGACACCCUGUAUAAUUAAUCAUGUUAACGUUUAUAUUACUGAAUAGGGAAUUAAAUAACCUUCACCUAAUAACUAUUAGGUGAAUAACCACCUAAUAAUAGGCGACCCCUAUUCCCAUUUAAAAAAAUAGUCGAUUACGUCAUCACGCCCAAAUGGAUGACGUCACUAGUACGAUAUAUAUGUCAAAAAAUCAUAAUUUAAAAAUCGAAUAACUUUUGUAUUUAACAUUUUUGUCUAAUUCUGUAAAUAAAGCAGUUUACAGGGGGGGGGUCAAAAUAUAGUGAAUAACCCUGUUCAUUCACUGGGGCCGACCGACCGGCUCUGUCCCGUCAUACAGCUGACCGACUAUAAUAACUUUUAUUUAUAUUCAAUUUAGAAUGUGUGUACUGAUUUUCAGCCUUAGUAAAUGGAGUUAAUUACCUUCGUAGGAAAGUAACUUUGAUACCCUCUCAGUAACCCCUGUUCUACGUUUCGCGUGACCGACCGCAGUAUGUUUCUCUACACAAUCACAGUAAUCAACUGUGAAAAAUCUAGCUUUAGUAAAUUCAAAGAGAUUUUUCAGCGCUGCCUCUUGGACUAUAAGUUCUACGUGGCGUUUAACGUAACAGCUAAACACCGAAGUUAAUUAAUUUCUUUGAUCUUACAAAAAAUAUCAUCAUCAGUAGUGCUACAGCCCUAGUUAAAUUUCGACCUAUUAGUCUUGCCUGCCUGUUGGUCUUGGUCUACCUCUGCUCCUAUUUCCUACUGGUACCUCUAAUAGGGUUCGUCUGGGUGGGGAAUUUUUAUUGGCUUUUGACACAUAUCCAACCCAUCUAAGCCUACCUAUUUUUAUGAAAAUAUUUUCUAAUUCUGCCAUUUACUAAUUCUGUAUAUUUCUCGUACAAUUCGAAAUUAUAUCGCCCUAUCCAAAUACCGUUUUCACAGUUUGGGCAUAUUAUUUCUCUUAGUAUCUUUCUUUCGAAGAUGAGCAGGCAAUUUGCGUCUGUUUUGGAGAUGGUCCAGGUUUCUAUCUCAUCGUUUCUUAUUAGGCCCUCACUGAUUUCGUCCAGCUCGAAUUCUAAGAUGGUUUGACUAUAAACUAAACAACAAUGGUAAUAAAAUAUACCCUUGGCGCACCCUACGGCGAAACUGGAUAUCUUCAGUCAGAUUCCAAUAGAGGUUACUAUGCAUUUUACAAGCGUUUUAUAUACCAUUUUCGUACCGUUCAAACGCAUACUCAGAAUUGUCUCUAGUCUAGUGAGCUCUCGGACUAUAAACUGUAUAAUCUUCCGAAUUAUAAUCAAUGUUCAAUAUAAAAGAUUAGGAAGGUGAAAACCCAAAUAUCAGACAGCAGUAAAACGAGAUUACUAUUUCAUUGUAGGUACCUGAGUGAAUAGACUCAUUUGAUGAACUAAAAGCUGUCUACAGUAUCUCGUGUAGUUAGUUAUUUGAUAUAUCGGUCAUAUACAAAAUCUUAGGUUUCGCACUAUAAGGUUUGUCUGAAUGAUUGAUAGUCGCUGGCUCUUGGUCUAUGAUUAAUAGAAUUAUUUGUGUUCUAUUCUUAUCCAUUGUAAAAGUUUUUACUCUGUUGUAUAUAGUUACUAUUUGCUAGUGUAAAAUAAAAAAUUUACAACUCUG
Diabrotica virgifera virgifera (western corn rootworm) is the source of this 12416-nucleotide messenger RNA. It is a transcript of the gene CYLD, whose product is annotated as ubiquitin carboxyl-terminal hydrolase CYLD. Lineage: Eukaryota; Metazoa; Arthropoda; Insecta; Coleoptera; Chrysomelidae. The record is from RefSeq and is a predicted model, not a curated record. Bases 267 to 3014 code for a protein of 915 amino acids. Gene Ontology annotation, cellular component: cytosol. The transcript is spliced from 8 exons. Gene Ontology annotation, molecular function: K63-linked deubiquitinase activity; cysteine-type deubiquitinase activity. Gene Ontology annotation, biological process: protein K63-linked deubiquitination.